Molecule: messenger RNA, 960 nt
Organism: Pocillopora meandrina
Lineage: Eukaryota; Metazoa; Cnidaria; Anthozoa; Scleractinia; Pocilloporidae
Source: the annotation of a GenBank genome assembly
AUGUCUACUCUUCAUUUUAGUUCAAGUACGUUGGAAGAGGAUCUCUCUGCAGUGCGAACUUCAAGCCUGAUCAACUGCAUUCUUAAUGCCAUUUGUUCAUUCCCAGCAACGUUAGGAAACGGAGUCAUACUGAUCGCUGUUUGGCGGACGCCAGCUCUCCAUUCGCCUUCAAACACUUUGCUAUUUGGUCUUGCACUGACCGACUUCCUCGUUGGCAUACUGACUCAGCCCUUAAUAGUGGCCUGCUAUAUCAUCUUCCUUGUCGAAAAGGAAGAAGGUCCAAUCGCUCUCUCACUGGCGUUUGAUGUGCUUUCUGUUGUAUUAUCUGCGGCGUCUUUUACGAUAGCAACUGCUAUAAGUAUAGAUAGGUACCUGACGUUUCACCUGCAUAUGAGAUAUCAAGCCAUUGUCACUAACAAAAAAAUCGUGGUGAUCAUCGCUUUAUGUUGGUGUUCAUCCUCUCUUUUGGGAGUCAUUUGGACCCAAAAUACUACAGCUUAUUAUGUAAUUGGAAUAACAAUCUUCAUCAUCUCUAUUGUUAUUAUAGUUCUAACGUACUUUAAAAUCUAUCGCAUUGUGAGACGUCACCAGGCCCAAAUACAAUCUCAAGCUCCUGUUGGAAGCGCAAAAGAAACUUCAUCACAUUUGCAGUUCGCACGUUUCACAAAGUCAGCUGUGAAUACGUUUUACGUUUGCUUCAUUCUCUUCUUUUGCUUUUUCCCAUAUACUUGUACAACUGGCUUGAUUCAAGUGACAGGUUCAAGCCUCACCAAAAAUAUCGCACUGCAAUACACAGGAACCAUAUCGCUUAUAAACUCGUCGUUGAACCCAAUAGUCUACUUUUGGCGGCUUCCUGAAAUUCGUAAGGCGAUAAAGAAAACUUUAAAGUGUUGUUACCACAGACGUGUAAACAAGCGACAAGAAAGCAAACAGAGGAGUGACCAGGCUUCCAACAUAUAG